This is a messenger RNA of Sphaerodactylus townsendi, 1650 nucleotides long. It is a transcript of the gene KCNK17, whose product is annotated as potassium two pore domain channel subfamily K member 17. NCBI's taxonomy places the organism in Eukaryota, Metazoa, Chordata, Lepidosauria, Squamata, Sphaerodactylidae. Gene Ontology annotation, biological process: stabilization of membrane potential; potassium ion transmembrane transport. Gene Ontology annotation, molecular function: potassium ion leak channel activity. The coding region runs from base 24 to 995 and encodes 323 amino acids. Gene Ontology annotation, cellular component: membrane. The transcript has 5 exons. The record is from RefSeq and is a predicted model, not a curated record.
CCGGCGGCUACCCGAGCGGAGAGAUGUGUGGCGGCGGCCAAGGAAGAGACUGUGGUCGCCGGACGCCGCCGGGAGCCGCUCCUGAGGCAAGACGACGACGCUUUCCCACCACGCUGCUGCUGCUGUGCGCCUACCUGGCUUACCUGCUGCUGGGCAGCGCCGCUUUUUGGGCUAUGGAGGGGCCGGUGGAGCGCGACACGGCGCUGAGGUUGCUGCACCAGAAGUGGCAGCUGUUGGACAACCACACGUGCCUCGACGGGGAAGCCCUCGAGCGCCUUGCCAAGCGUAUCAUCCAGGCCUACAAGAAUGGACUUAUCCUUAAAGGAAAUGCAAGCCUGGGGAGAUGGGACUUUGUUGGCUCCUUCUUCUUCUCUGUUUCCGCGGUAACUACCAUUGGUUAUGGAAACUUGAGCCCCAGCACAGUUGUUGCACAGGUUUUCUGCAUCUUCUUUGCCCUUUUUGGGAUUCCCUUGAACCUUGUGCUCCUGAACAGAAUAGGACAGCUAAUGCUCUCUGUUGUUCAGCAAUGUGCCUGCCACCUAGGUGAGAAGUUUCAUUGGCAGAAAGGGGCUGCUGUGUUGACACGGACUUGCGCACUGGUUGGUGGGCUUUUACUGUUCCUUCUGCUGCCUCCUCUGUUAUUCACUGCCAUAGAAGGCUGGACCUAUGAAGAAGGAUUCUACUAUUCUUUCAUUACUCUCUCCACAAUAGGCUUUGGAGAUUAUGUAAUUGGUAUGAACCCUGAUCGCACUUACCCUGUCUGGUAUAAGAAUGUGGUAUCUCUGUGGAUUCUGUUUGGAAUGGCCUGGCUAGCCCUGAUCAUCAAUCUUUGCAUCAGCUUACUAGAAAACUACAGUGAACUCUGCCAGUGCUGCAAGAGGAAGGGCAGAGUGGUAGAGCAGGAGCUAAUGAAUGGCAACCAAAAUGUCAGUUUGGGACUUGAGGAUGAGCAGAGCUGCAGUGUGAAGGCCACCAAGCCAGUGGGGCCAGACUGAUUUGCAUACACUGGUGUUUUUCUAGUGAAGGGUUUUUAUGAUCUUGCUGACUAACAGAAGUGUUGCUACUUCAGAAAUGAUGGGACACUGAGGCCAUGGUGGAAAUCAAACUGUUCUUUUGGGUGGUCAAGAUUUGUUUUACAUGAGAGAUUUUUUUUCCUGCAUGAAAAUGAAUUGUUAUGGAAGAAGAGCAAGUAAAUGCCAUCUUGUGGGAAACCAUGGGAAGGUUUCCUUGCUGAAGUUCACGAGUUGAGAAACCACAAGCUUUUCUACUUCUAUGUUUGCGUGUCUGUGUAGCUGGCAAUGUAUAUAACUUUCUCCUCAGCUUGAUGGGUUACUUCUGUGUCAGAGAAAUGUGAGGGGCAAAAGGGUUCUCACUUUUAAAUGAGUAUCUAAAAUGUCUCUGUUAUCGUGUAUAUACUGUUACUUACCAGCUUUGUAAGGCCAUUUGCCUAGCAUAGAGUUGCACAGUUGUACAGAAGAUUUUUAUAAGCUUGUAAAACAAGUUGGGCAGUCAGUGUAUAAAUACCAUGAAACAUAUCUUUUUUUUAAAAAAAAGAUGAAUGUGUUACAUUUUAAGAAAACACACAGUUGAUUGCAAUAUGGUGUGCCUUGUAUUAUAACAUGCUGUAAAUAAAGUUUUGGAUCCACAAAA